AUUUCCAUAAUAAAUUUUAAAAAAAACUUUCCUGCUCCCUGUCUCUGCGCAGCCCGACUUUAAUUAUUUCAACCCGGCAAAACAUGUACCAAAUGUACUUAUGCUUUUAUUCACAACUGUUUCCCCGUAGGGAGCCUUCACGUGUCUUUUAGUCGGAAACGUUUUAUGCUCUCCGAUUAUUCCGGCAGCACGUGAAGGCAUCAUAAUUAAGAUUAAACUAGCUAGCGGAUAAACUCCGGAGUUUUUAAAAUGUCUUACUGGAUGUACUGCAACGCCUGCUUCCUCUGUCCCAGUGCUGAGAGGAAGCUGGCUGUCACCACCUGUGGACAUAUCAUCUGUAGUGUCUGUUUUCAGAAAGGCAACCAAGGCAAGUGUUUAAUAUGCAACGCCAAGUGCCAGAUAUCCCCUCUCUCUGACAAAAGCAGCUCAGAGGUGAAGGCCCUGUUCACUGACAUCAAUGUUGUCGCAACCAAGCACUUCACUGAAAUCAGCAAGGUUAUUAUGUUCCAGGCAAGACAUCAAAAGAGACUUUUGGCUCAUUACCAGCAAAGGAGCGAGAAACUGGAAGACGUUUUAGUCAAGAUGAAGCAGGAAAUGCAGCAGAUGUCAAAGAAGGUUAACGAACAGAGCGCCUACAUUGCAAAGCUGGAAAACUCCCUUCAGCAUCACAGUUCCAAAGUUUCAUCAGGGCCUCAGAUGAGCCACAGUUCCCACACUCCACAGAGACACAAACCAGUCCUACAGAUCCCGUAUAACUCCCCCAUGUCGCUCUCAAGACACUCGUCAAUGGCUAAUGUCGCUGAAAACAUGGAGGUGGAUGGUCUCUUCAGGAAGCCGAACAGCGCCCCCAGGCUGUCACUAAUCAGCCCGCCGCAGGACGGACGAAUGGGUACCAUCCCUCAUCGAUCGUCCGAUCAGAACGCGAUGGCCAUCUACUCAGCUCGCUCAGCCACAGUCAGUCGUUUUCAAGGAGCACCGAUGACCCCAGAUGUUUCAUACAGCCACACGUCUGAAUGGAAGUCUCCUAUCUUCAAACCUGUCUCCUCCUUCAGACACUCCAUGUCCUCCCUGGUCUUCCCUCCUCCAUAACACACACACACACACACACACACACACACACACACACACACACACACACACAGCCUUUAGAGGGAACACACCUGGCCACUGACAUGUGUUCAAAGGUAUUCACGUCUCUCACAGACUAGAAAAAAUGCUGUAUUUUAACAACCCUGGAUCCACAGUUGUGUUUACAUGUAUGAGAAUGGGAUGUACUUCAAUUUGAAUACGUAAUUAAAUGACACGUUGAACGCCCCA
Messenger RNA from Labrus mixtus (cuckoo wrasse), 1317 nucleotides. Its product is annotated as probable E3 SUMO-protein ligase RNF212. Gene Ontology annotation, biological process: protein sumoylation; homologous chromosome pairing at meiosis; reciprocal meiotic recombination. The record is from RefSeq and is a predicted model, not a curated record. The transcript has 13 exons. Gene Ontology annotation, molecular function: SUMO transferase activity. Gene Ontology annotation, cellular component: synaptonemal complex. NCBI's taxonomy places the organism in Eukaryota, Metazoa, Chordata, Actinopteri, Labriformes, Labridae. The coding region runs from base 250 to 1089 and encodes 279 amino acids.